CAAAACUCCCACGUGACAGCCGGUGGGAAGAAGCUGCUGUCAUGGCGUCUCCCAGCGCAAGGGGAGCCCCGAGCUGGCAGCAUCUGGCGGCGGGAGGAGGAGGGGGGAGCCCCCGCAGAGGGACGGAGCUGGUGGACUCCGUGGAUGACGCCGAGGGGCUGUACGUGGCGGUGGAGCGCUGCCCGCUCUGUAACACCACCCGCCGGAGGCUGACCUGCGCCAAGUGCGUCCAGAGCGGCGACUUCAUCUUCUUCGACGGGAGGAACACUGAGAGGUUUGCAGACAAGAGGGAGAGAUUAAACCGCUUAAGGGAAACGCAGCUGGAUUUUCAGAAACAGGUGGCAUCAGUCGUAGAAGGCAAGCAGGCAGCAGAUAAGCUGAAAUGGAAGAUCAUGUCUUGCAAGAUGAGGAUUGAACAGCUGAAGCAAAGCAUAUGGAUUGGCAACGAGGAGAUUGCAAAGAAUUCUGAACUUCUUUCCAAGUCUAAAAAGUACAACCAAGAACUUUACCUCAGGAGUCAUAGGCAUCAGGAGAAGAAGGAGAAGAUUCAGAGGAGGAACCAUAAGCUCAGCGUGGUAGUGGAGAAAAGGAACAAAGAUUUAAAGAGCCGACACGCAGAGUUGGCAAGUCUUCGGCGGUCACAUAUCCUGGAGCUGACUUCAGUUAUAUUCCCCAUAGGGGAAGUCAAAAAUGUAACAAGGGAUCCGGACGAUGUCUCAUUUGAGAACGACAAUGCAAUGACCUCUAGCACUGUGAGUAAACUGGCCGAAGCCCGCAGGACCACUUACCUUUCUGGACGAUGGGUGUGUGAUGAUCACAACGGAGAUAGCAGCAUUAGUAUCGCCGGACCCUGGAUCACUCUGCCCAACAAUGGGGAUUACUCUGCGUACUACAACUGGGUGGAGGAGAAGAAGACCACGCCCGGGCCUGACAUGGAACACAAUAAUCCGGCGUACACGAUCAGCGCAGCGUUAUGCUAUGCAACGCAGCUCGUCAACACUCUGUCACAUAUAUUAAAUGUCAGCCUUCCACGAAAGCUGUAUAAUAGUGAAUUUUGUGGUGAGAAUUUGAGCCGGUGGAAGUUUAAUCGUGCAGUGAAUAAGCUGAACUCCAACAUCCUCUACCUGUGCUUUUCUCAGCACGUGGACUUGGAUCUUCUGCAUCCACUACAUACUCUCAGGAACCUCAUGUACUUGGUUAGUUCAGACAGUGAAAACCUGGGCAGGUCUGGACCUUUUGAAAUUAGCGCCGAUCUUGAAGACUCUAUGGAAUUCGUAGAUCCCAGCGGGGCUGGCGAGAGCGAUGAAAGUGGAGAUGAGCACAUAAGCGAUGAAGAGACAGACCUCGGCACUGACUGGGAAAAUCUACCGAGUCCCAAGUUUUGCGACAUCCCCUCCCAACCAGCGGAGAUGCAGGAGAGCGAGAGCACCAUGAUGUCUCAGCCCAUCGCCAGCAGCAGCGCUGGGGGCAUGAUCUCCUCUGCCGCCGCCUCCGUCACCUCCUGGUUGAAGGCAUACACCGGACAUCGCUGACUUAGCUCUGCAGGACACACACAUGGCAUUACCUCUCCUGUCACUGACUUUUUUUUUACACAGGCAAGAUAAGUAGUUUGGCUCAUGUCAGAGAACAAAAACUUUCUAUAGGCCUUUUUGUUUUUGUGCACAGAUGGGACGACACAGAUUACCGCUUGGUUUCAUAAUUGGUGAUGUAUCCUUUGCUCUCCAUGUGCUGCCUACCUGCACCUGACCCAGGAGUGCUGAACAUGUCGUAGAAGUUUUUAGUGGUUUUUUUUUAUCUCCUCCCCUAAAUUUACACAAUUUCAAAUGCAAUGUGAACAGAGCCCUUUUAGACAUGAUCACUUUUUCUAAAAUAAGCCCUGGGUAGCAGAAUGGGUGCACUCAUGGCAGCCAACCUAAAGGAAAGAAGAGGAUCAUGUUGCUUAGGUUUAGGUGAGCAGCUUCUUCCAGGUUUACUCCUCAGCUAGUGCCUCACGUUACCUGCACCAAAAUCCCUCUAGCAAAAGCCAGUUGUGUUUGGCCGUGUGCACGGAGCACAGUGAGAUGUCGGGGGUCAUAGAUUGAUGGCACAGCCAGGGUAUUCCAUAUGUAAAGGAACAGAACUCGCAGCUUCAUAUGGAUCUGGGUGUUAAAGGGAAUAUGCCCGUCUGCACGAUGUCUUAGAUUUGCAACUGUUGCAUGAUGCCGAUUGAUUUUGAUUCACAAGAAUACAAUAGUUCUUAAUCAUGGAACCCACUUUUUUGAUCAGUUUUGUCAAAAAAAUAUUUAAAAUUGCAUUUUGAUUUUUUUUUUUUUUUUUUACUCCACUCUGUCUUUAAAAUGUACUAUAGCAUUUUUAUGGUUGUAUUCCUUAAAGGGGUAUUCUAGCUUCAGGAACUGGCCAGUACUGUGCUGUACCCAAACAAAUCUACUUACCUGCUGCCUUCCAGUUUCAGGACUGUACACAUCUGGUCCAAUCAGUGGUCUCCUCUGUGACUUGACCCAACAGUGCCAUGACUCCGUUCGGAUGUGUCCAGACCUUGGACUGGAAGCAUGGCAGGGAGCAGGUGAGAGGAUUUCUUUGUUUAGGUAGUUUGGUACACAAGUUGGAAUUUCUCCUCAAAAUACAUAUUUGGAUUGUAGUGGAAUGAGGAAUAGAUAAGUCUAGAAUAAAUUUACAUAAACUGUAAUGAACUGUACUGUCCCCUACAUCCUUAUGCAUUUUCCCAGGCCGCCUGGAGCGACAAGUAUGCCAUCAUGAAUGGCCACAAUGAACUUGGUGUCUGCCUCUUCCCCUAGUGGGAGGAGUUAUGUGCCAAGUAACUUGUCCCUCCCACGAGGACUGGUGCCUUACACCCAGCUCAGCAACAGUAGUAGAGGGAUGAUGAGUGUGGGGGAUGCCAGAUAUUAUUUGCAAUGUCUCUCGAGGGAAUUUUAUUUUAUUUUUUAACUCCUCCACUAUGUAAAUACUUGUAAAGGAUCUGAUUUUAUUUUUAUAGCUGUUCUUUUUAUUUGCAGCUAGCACCACGUUUCACGAUAAUGGGACGUUUGCUUUCUAUGGUUAUUCUGUAGAUAACGUCUUUGUCCUCUGAACCUUAGGUACGUUGUAGCGUGUGGUGCAGAUUGUGAAGGCUGCGCCAUAUCCAAGCUUCUGCCUUAGGUACCAGCACUCAGGGUUGUAAACUGCAGCCACCUGUCAGUCAGGUGCUAGACUGGGGCUGGAAACUUUGCAGCACUCCAUCUGUUGCUGGACUACGCUUCCCUUUAUGCUUUUCCCGAGAUUUUAAACUUCUCUCCUAUUCACAAGAUAGGUGGAACCCCUACUGAUCACAAGAACUGGUGUCCUGGGUUCCCCUGUAUGGAGCAUCAGUCAAGCAUGCGCACACCCCUCCAUGAGAGAAGCAAAGUAUAGCACUUGGCUAGUCCCGUAGACCUAAAUGGAGUGGCGGCGUGCAUGCUUGACCUCUGCCCCAUUUCAUAUGAGGAAGAACAGAACCCCCAGUGAUUGGGAGGAGGUCUCAGCUGGUUGGUCCCCCAGCGGUCAGACUCUAUCCUCUAACCAGUGGAUAGGGGGGGGGGGGGGGGGGGGGGGGGAAUAAGUUUAAACCUUGGGAAAACCCCUUUAAAAUUAUCCCAGCACAUGUAGUUCGAUCACAGCUGGAGCGCCGAGGGGUGACAGGCCUAGCGCUAGAUCUAUCCAAUGAAUCUGGCUUGUAGGCGCUAUAAAAAAUGCUAGCAUGUCAUCUUCACGUUGGCUGUAGUCCCGAUACUGUGUGACAUGUCAUCGAUGAUGUCUCUGCUCGUUUAACUCUGCAAUAAAGUAUUUAUUUCCACCUUUGAUAGGA
Bufo bufo (common toad) is the source of this 3841-nucleotide messenger RNA. It is a transcript of the gene ATG14, whose product is annotated as autophagy related 14. Lineage: Eukaryota; Metazoa; Chordata; Amphibia; Anura; Bufonidae. The transcript is spliced from 10 exons. The record is from RefSeq and is a predicted model, not a curated record. Gene Ontology annotation, cellular component: extrinsic component of phagophore assembly site membrane; extrinsic component of omegasome membrane; autophagosome. Gene Ontology annotation, biological process: autophagosome assembly; cellular response to starvation; mitophagy. The coding region runs from base 42 to 1532 and encodes 496 amino acids.